CCCCGGCCUCCUCCUGCCCCAGGGGACCAGCCCUAGCCCAGUGGCCCUCCGCCUACUUUCCUGUCUAAGAUGGCGUCCCCCAUGGCAGCUCAGGCCGGGAAACUUCUGCGGGCGGCGUGGGCGCUCCGACCGUGUCUCUCCUUGGGCCAGUCCCAGGGUAUUCAGUUGACCUCCAGAAGAUGGCUGAACCUACAGGAAUACCAGAGUAAAAAGUUGAUGUCUGAUAAUGGUGUGAAAGUGCAGAGAUUCUUCGUGGCUGACACAGCCAAUGAUGCUCUUGAGGCUGCUAAGAGACUGAAUGCAAGAGAAAUUGUUUUAAAGGCUCAGAUAUUAGCUGGAGGGAGAGGAAAAGGCACUUUCAAUAGUGGAUUGAAAGGAGGAGUUCAUUUAACCAAAGAUCCUAAAGUUGUGGGACAGCUGGCUGAACAGAUGAUUGGCUAUAAUUUGGCAACAAAGCAAACGCCAAAGGAUGGUGUGAAAGUCAACAAGGUGAUGGUUGCUGAAGCCCUGGAUAUUUCCAGAGAAACCUACUUAGCAAUUUUGAUGGAUAGAUCCUGUAACGGUCCAGUGCUGGUUGGCAGCCCCCAGGGAGGGGUUGACAUUGAAGAGGUGGCAGCCACUACUCCGGAACUAAUUUUUAAGGAGGAAAUUGAUAUAUUCGAAGGACUAAAGGAUAGCCAGGCUCAGCGGAUGGCAGAGAAUUUAGGCUUCCAAGGUGCCCUGAAAACUCAGGCUGCAGAUCAAAUUAAGAAGCUGUAUAAUCUCUUCCUGAAAAUUGAUGCUACUCAGGUUGAAGUGAAUCCCUUUGGUGAAACUCCAGAAGGACAAGUUAUAUGUUUUGAUGCCAAGAUAAACUUUGAUGACAAUGCAGAAUUUAGACAAAAAGAUAUAUUUGCCAUGGAUGACAAAUCAGAAAAUGAACCCAUUGAAAAUGAAGCUGCCAAAUAUGACCUGAAGUACAUUGGCCUGGAUGGAAACAUUGCCUGCUUUGUCAAUGGUGCUGGACUUGCCAUGGCAACCUGUGACAUCAUCUCUCUUAAUGGUGGGAAGCCAGCCAACUUCCUUGAUCUUGGAGGUGGAGUAAAGGAGACCCAAGUUUAUCAAGCAUUUAAACUGCUCACUGCUGAUCCUAAGGUUAAAGCUAUCCUGGUUAAUAUUUUUGGUGGAAUUGUAAACUGUGCUAUCAUCGCCAAUGGCAUUACUCGGGCCUGCAGAGAGCUUGAACUAAAGGUACCCCUAGUGGUGAGGCUUGAAGGGACCAAUGUUCAAGAAGCUCAGAAUAUCUUAAAUAACAGUGGCCUUCCCAUUACUUCUGCCAGUAACUUGGAAGAUGCCGCCAAGAAGGCUGUGGCCUGUGUUGCAACAAAGUGAUGCCUUUCUCCUGAUCCCUUGAAGAAAAGAAAUGGCAGUCACAAAAAAAGUGACCCACUUCAUUGAGCUGGAGAAAAUGGUUUGGAGUAUUAUUGAAUGUGCAUCAUCAGGAAAAAGGGCAGGAAGGAAAUAAUCAAUGUUUAUAAAUCUUUAAUACUUUUUUUUGGAAAGAAAAUUCUGGCAGCUUAAAUACUUUUCAUUUUACAUAGAAUUUUCCUUUGAAAUAAUGAGCUACAUUCUCUUUCUCCUUCAUCUCCCAAGAAGUGAGCAGUAUCUCACUGACUAGUGGGGAGCCAUCCAUAUGGAGAAAGAUGGGAGAUGUGAAGAAUUUGGAUUUGGUCCAAACUCAUUUCAGAGAUAAUUAGUCCAGUAAAAUAAAUAAAACUCACUGACUUUAGAAUCUUUCCUCAUCACAUUCCAAUAUGGUCCUACUUAGGGUAGAAAUCUCAGUCAUGCUUAUUAACAAAAGGGCAUGACUAAGAUUUACAAAUUCACCUCCCUUCCAUUUUAGAGGGAUUAAAAAAAACAAGAUUGGUCAUUUCCAUAUGUCAUAUACUCAAAGAUAUUUUCAUUCUUGAUUUUUCCCACAGGAAAAAAAAUCACACUGAAAUUACACAUGUAGUGAGUGUAUUAAUUUGCCUUAACAAGAAUUGCGCUAUAUACCUCAUACUAUCAAGAAAACCUAAAGCCUUAAAGGUCACCCAGUUUUUAUAUGAAAAAUGAUGAUGUCUGAUUCUGGUGAAAAAUCUUUUUCUUAAUUGCUUUCUAAGAGUGACUGGGCAAUAGAUGAUGUCAGUUUGUAUGUGUAAUUUACAAAUACUAUCAAAUUCCAAUGAAAUAAAGAAGAGAUGCAAAGGGUGUGCCUUUUCUCAUAGUUCUGUCCAUUUAUGUGGGAGAGGGAUUUGAAUUGUUGAAUAGUUGAAAUUUUGGUAAAAAUGUUUUAUGUAUUUCCAAAUAUAAAUAAAAGCCUUUGUUCUGAGAAUAUUA
Dromiciops gliroides (monito del monte) is the source of this 2358-nucleotide messenger RNA. It is a transcript of the gene SUCLG2, whose product is annotated as succinate-CoA ligase GDP-forming subunit beta. The record is from RefSeq and is a predicted model, not a curated record. The transcript has 11 exons. NCBI's taxonomy places the organism in Eukaryota, Metazoa, Chordata, Mammalia, Microbiotheria, Microbiotheriidae. Gene Ontology annotation, molecular function: ATP binding; succinate-CoA ligase (GDP-forming) activity. Gene Ontology annotation, cellular component: succinate-CoA ligase complex; mitochondrion. Gene Ontology annotation, biological process: tricarboxylic acid cycle; succinyl-CoA metabolic process. Bases 70 to 1371 code for a protein of 433 amino acids.